UGCUCCUAACCUAAGGAUAUACUGUGGCAUAAGAGGACAGUGGUGCUGAAGAAUUUUUUUUUACCCCUUUUUGGAAGUCACACUCACAGAACUGCAUGCCGAUUUUACCUCAGAAAAUGGAAGUACACGUUUUGAGCAUCUUCCUUCUCCUUGUGGCCUUGACGGUUGUUCAUGGUAGUGGUUCAUAUGUAGUGAAGAAGGUGAUGAAGGCUCCGCAUUACCAGCCUUACUCUGUAAAGAGCCAUGUGGUGUCAGUGGCAGGAGAGCCCGGUGCCCCAGGUGAGCCUGGCCCAGAGGGCCCCACUGGCCCACCAGGUCCCCCAGGGGAAAGUGCUGUUGGACUUCCCGGACCCGAGGGCCCUGCAGGGCCACCCGGACCUGCUGGCUACUCUGCACCUGGAAAACCCGGCUCCCCAGGUGGGCCUGGUAAACCUGGUGUUCCUGGCCUGCCUGGUGAGAAAGGAGAGCCAGGUGCAGCUGGAUUUCAGGGUCCCAGGGGUAUGCCAGGACCAGCCGGAAGCCCAGGACCUGCAGGCAUUUCUUCCACUGGCAAGCCAGGACCUUCCGGUCAGCCUGGAGCAAUGGGACCAAGGGGGGAGACGGGUCCUAAGGGACAUCAUGGUGUGCCUGGUUUGCCAGGAGCUAAGGGGGAUAGAGGAGUGGGAAUCCAAGGUGCCCCAGGUGAAACAGGGGCUAUUGGACCUAUGGGACCAGCAGGGGAGCCAGGAUCACCUGGGGUUGGAAAGCCAGGUAAGCCAGGAAUCCCAGGUGAGGCAGGAAAGUCAGGGACACCUGGUAGGGAUGGGACACCUGGUCCCAUGGGGUUGCCAGGUGCUAAAGGCCACCCUGGAGCUCCUGGAGUUGGUCUACCUGGAAAACCAGGUGAUAAUGGGGCUCCAGGUAUGCCUGGUCCAGCUGGUCCUAAAGGUCAUCAGGGUCCAACUGGAGCAACUGGGGCACCUGGUAUCCCUGGAUAUGGUAAGCCAGGAGCAAAUGGAGAGAAGGGUGAGAGAGGAGUAGUAGGAAGCCCAGGUACAACCGGUCAGAAGGGUGAGCCAGGACCACAGGGAUUCACUGGUGCUACUGGCGCUACUGGACCCAUGGGUCCCGCCGGUUCUCAGGGUGCAAGAGGCUUUCAGGGAGAUACUGGAGGUAUGGGUCCUAAAGGUGAUACAGGUGCAGUUGGGCCCCAGGGGCCAAAGGGAUAUAAAGGAGAUCAGGGCGCACAAGGUUUCCAGGGCAAGCAAGGUUAUCCAGGGCCAGCUGGUCCAGCUGGUGCCAGAGGAGAAACUGGAGCUCCAGGUAACAAAGGUGACACUGGCCACACAGGUGCAACCGGUGCUCCAGGUGUCCCAGGACCUGCUGGGCCCAAAGGCUUCCCAGGGCGCAAUGGUGAGACAGGUGAAGCUGGAGCUACUGGAGCCCCAGGUCCCAGAGGACCUGUUGGGCCUGCUGGUCCUGCAGGAGCACCUGGACUUAAAGGACACCCUGGUCUCCCUGGCACACCUGGCCCAGCUGGACUGGCUGCUAAGGGAAUCCCUGGCCCUCAAGGUCCUCCUGGCCUCCCUGGUGCUGAUGGUAAGGAUGGAGGUCAAGGCCCUGUUGGACCUCCAGGCCCUCCUGGUCCUCCCGGUGAGGUCAUUUUUGAGAAGGGCAUGGAAAUUGGUGAGGUCAUGAUGCCAACUCUUGUCAAGGCCCCUGUGUCUGCUUUCUCAGUUUUUCUGUCAACUCCUUAUCCUCCAUCUGGAGAACCUAUUAAGUUUGAUAAUGAAGUGUACAAUGCAGAGAAUCACUAUGACCCUACCACAGGUCAGUUCACUUGCCAGGUACCUGGUGUCUACUACUUCUCAUACACCAUUCAUGUUAAUGGGGCUCAUGCUCUGGUGGCUUUGUACAAGAAUGACAAACCGGUCAUCUUUAGCUAUGAUGAGUACAACAAGGGCUUCCUUGACCAAAUGUCUGGUAGCACUGUUCUUAUGCUUGAUGUGAACGACACAGUCUACCUUCAGAUCCCAGAUGAAGAGGCCAAUGGGGUCUUUGCUGCUGAGAAUGUCCACUGCACUUUCUCUGGCUUUCUUAUUGCUUCAACGUGAUACGUUAUCACCUAAUAA
Molecule: messenger RNA, 2111 nt
Organism: Esox lucius (northern pike)
Lineage: Eukaryota; Metazoa; Chordata; Actinopteri; Esociformes; Esocidae
Gene: col10a1a
Product: collagen, type X, alpha 1a
Exons: 3
Coding region: 96-2093 (665 amino acids)
Molecular function (GO): protein binding
Source: RefSeq, a predicted model, not a curated record